Messenger RNA from Ascochyta rabiei, 1698 nucleotides. RefSeq names its product Amidase. The transcript has 4 exons. The record is from RefSeq and is a predicted model, not a curated record. NCBI's taxonomy places the organism in Eukaryota, Fungi, Ascomycota, Dothideomycetes, Pleosporales, Didymellaceae. The coding region runs from base 1 to 1698 and encodes 565 amino acids.
AUGACGACAUCCUGGGAAGAUGCCGCGACGAAGAAGCGUGAAGCCGUUCUCGCGCUGAUACCUGCCGAGUGGCGUGUCGACAACUUGCCGUCUGUGAAACAGCAGGUCGAUGUCACGGAAUACAUCAACCAGUACUUGUCCGAGGAAGAGCUGGUGAUCACUGAGAGCGAUGCAGAGCAGAUUGUCGAGAAAACCACAUCAGGCUCGUGGACAGCCGAAAAAGUCACGAGAGCCUUCUGCCACAGAGCGGCAUUGGCGCACCAGUUGCUUCACUGCAUCCACGAGAUUUUCUUCGAGGCAGCUAUUGCAGAUGCGAAGAAGCUUGACGCCUAUUUCGCAGAGCACAAGCAACCUGUUGGCGCGCUCCAUGGUCUCCCCGUCUCGCUGAAGGAUCAGUUCCAUGUGAAGGAUGUUGAGACAACCAUGGGCUACGUAGGCUGGAUCGACACGUUCGAAGGCAAAAAGGGGACUGGCAAAGAAAAGGUCUUCGAGAGUGAGAUGGUGCGCGAGCUGAGGGCAAGUGGAGCGGUGCUGUACUGCAAGUCGAGCGUUCCGCACACGCUCAUGUCUGGUGAAACGGUCAAUAACAUCAUCGGAUGGACGCAGAACCCCAAGAAUCGCAACCUGAGCAGUGGAGGCAGCUCGGGUGGUGAAGGCGCACUGAUCGGAAUUCGAGGAUCGCCAGUGGGACUUGGCACCGACAUAGGCGGCUCGAUCCGCAUCCCCGCCGGCUUCAACGGGCUGUACGGCCUACGUCCCUCAAGUGGCCGUCUACCGUACGAAGGCAUGGCCAACUCAAUGGACGGGCAAAACACCGUACUCUCAGUCGUCGGCCCCAUCGGCCCAACCGCCUCAUCCCUCCGCCUCGUCACCAAAGCCCUGCUCUCCCAGCAACCAUGGCUCCACGACCCCCUCGUCCACGAAAUCCCCUGGCGCAGCGAGCACGAGCACUCGAUCCAGAAACUCCUGCAGACCAUCAGCUCCCCCGUCCCCGCGGAGCAAAGACUAACAUUCGGCAUCCUCGCCACCGACGGCGUCGUAACCCCAACAACCCCCGUCCGCCGCGCCCUCGGCCUAGUAACGCGCGCCCUCGAAGCCGCCGGGCACUCGACCAUCCCAUGGACGCCACCCUCGCACGAGACCCUCAACAAUACAAGCUUCAAAACCUGGCUCUUCGACGGCGGCGCCGACGUCCGCGCCGCCUUCGCGCUAUCCGGCGAACCCAUGUCAGCCCAGGUCUCGCUCUACAGCGCCCCGCACCCAGAGUACACGGCUACAUCCAUCGCAGCGACCAACGUCGCUUUGCGGGGCCUGAGAAAGGAGCACCUGGACUACUGGCUCAGCACUGCGUCGCAGACGAGCACGGGGCGGCCCGUCGACGCGGUCAUUAGUCCGCUGGCGCCGUGGCCCGCCGCGAGGGAGCAGAGAUACAAGUACUACGGGUACACGACGUGGGUCAACGCGCUGGACUACACGGCCGUGGCGUUCCCAGUCACGAGGGUCGAUGCAGCUGUGGACACCAAGACGCCGAAGGAAGGGUUCGAGGCGCUAAAUGCGCAGGAUCGGGAGGUGCAGGAUGAUUAUGAUCCUGACAUUUACCACGGCGCACAUGUCGGUCUGCAGGUCGUGGGGCGCAGAUUACAGGAGGAGAAGAUGUUGGCUAUAGCCGAAUAUAUUGGGAAAUUGAUCGGGGCGUAG